AUGGGAGUACAAUUCCGCAGUAUGGGGACUUUAAAGGACGUUGCGAUGCAGCUGAAAUCCAUCACCAGCAUCCAGAAGAUUACAUCUUCCAUGAAGAUGGUUGCUUCAGCUAAGUUCUCCAAGGCUGAGCGUGAGUUGAGAUUGGCCGUCCCCUAUGGCAUCAGUGUUGCCAACUUUUACGAUAGAACUGGGAUUGUGGCGCAGCUGAAAGAGGAUCACUCUCCCGUUAAAAGCCAUCUUGUAAUCGCAAUCACUUCCGAUCGUGGUCUUUGUGGAGCUGUCAACAGCACCAUAGGAAAGCUUUUACGUGAAAUGCUCUCGCAUCCUCCCGCCGGUGAAGAAAUAAAGCUGGUUCUGAUCGGGGAUAAGGCUCGUGCUUUCCUCGCUCGUCAAUUCUCAGAGCACUUUUUGAUGUCAUUCACUGAGGUUGGGAAAAGACCGCCAACAUUCGAAGACGCCUCACUGAUCGCGCAAGCUCUUCUCGAUUGCGACUUUAAGUUUGACAAGGCAACAUUAUUCUAUAACAAGUUCAAGACUGUCGUCUCCUACACUCCCGUCGACCAGCCUAUUUUUAGUCUUGAGCAACUUCAACACGCUCCUUCCCUCGCACUGUACGAUUCUGUAGAUGAUGAGGCACUUCGUAGCUACAAUGAAUUCCUCCUCUCAUCUUUAAUCUUCUACGCACUGAAAGAGGCUUCGGCAAGUGAGCACUCGUCGAGAAUGACUGCAAUGCAGUCGGCUACGAACAAUGCUAGUGAAAUGAUCGAUGAAUUGACUCUCGCCUUGAACAGAACCCGCCAGGCUGUCAUCACGAAAGAGCUGAUUGAAAUUAUCUCCGGUGCCGCUGCUGUCUAA
Molecule: messenger RNA, 855 nt
Organism: Hydatigera taeniaeformis
Lineage: Eukaryota; Metazoa; Platyhelminthes; Cestoda; Cyclophyllidea; Taeniidae
Source: the annotation of a GenBank genome assembly